Messenger RNA from Exophiala oligosperma, 1069 nucleotides. RefSeq lists its product as uncharacterized. Gene Ontology annotation, biological process: positive regulation of transcription initiation by RNA polymerase II. The transcript has 3 exons. The record is from RefSeq and is a predicted model, not a curated record. Gene Ontology annotation, molecular function: DNA binding; transcription coactivator activity. Bases 212 to 694 code for a protein of 160 amino acids. NCBI's taxonomy places the organism in Eukaryota, Fungi, Ascomycota, Eurotiomycetes, Chaetothyriales, Herpotrichiellaceae.
AUCGAAUAGGGACGCGUCUCGAGAACGGCCAGAACUCAUUCACCUCGUAGUGGACAUUCACGACCUUGUUUGAUACUCAUACAAAGUAUCAUCUUAUUGAGAUCCUGGAUUCACGCCUUCCACCUACAGUCGUCACUACUACUACUACUGCGGAGGCACAACACAUGUAACUCGACAAAUAUCUCUAUCAUCCGCACUCACUCACUCAACAAUGCCGUUCGCUUCCUCCAAGAAACGCAAAUCUUCCUUUGUGGUCGACGACGAUAGUGACGUCGAGGCCGAUGUGACGACGAAACGCGGGAAGGGAGCCUCGGGCUCUGCGUUCAAACCCUCGGGCACGUGUCAGACCGAUUCGGAGGGCAACCCUUACUGGGAGAUUUCGAAAGGACGACGCGUCACGAUAUCCAACUUCAAAGGGAAGACACUCGUAAAUGUUCGCGAGUACUAUCAAAAGGACGGCGAAUUGUUACCGGGAAAGAAGGGCAUAUCAAUGUCGAUCGAGCAGUACUCUGCACUCAUCGGAGUCAUGCCUCAGAUCGAUCAACUACUGCGGGAACGUGGUGAAAAGGUGCCUCGACCAAAGUACGAUGGGAAUGCGCCACCGGCCGAGUCUGUCCAAGACGACGAGGAGCAGCCUGAGGCUGAAACCGACAGAAAGGCCAAUAUCGAAGCUACGAGUGACGAAGAAGAAUAGGUAUAUCUUCGCCCGGGGUCUUCUGGAACACUCGUAUCCAACCACAACCAGACCGGAGGCAUGGGUGUCAAUGCGAUACCGAACAACACCAGUUGGUCACUGAACGACACAUUCAGAUCGACCAUGAGUGUGCGUCAAUAGUCUGUCGAGAAGAAAUCUUUGUGCUUGCUCACAAAGCCACCGUGCUGGUGUCGAGACCUCAAGAGCUACUCUCCCAUUCGGCCAACCUGGAAGCCAAACUUCCCUUCUUCCAGUGCUUCUCAUAAUCCUCUCUGAGCUCGACCUGCGCCUUUUCUCCUACCUUGCCGUAUCCGCCGCCGCCUGGUGUCAUCUAGGGAGUCCUAGCAUUAGCGAGGAGACAAGUGUGGUAUCAAG